Molecule: messenger RNA, 6845 nt
Organism: Drosophila mojavensis
Lineage: Eukaryota; Metazoa; Arthropoda; Insecta; Diptera; Drosophilidae
Gene: Pcf11
Exons: 12
Coding region: 248-6406 (2052 amino acids)
Biological process (GO): termination of RNA polymerase II transcription
Cellular component (GO): cytoplasm; mRNA cleavage factor complex
Molecular function (GO): mRNA binding; RNA polymerase II complex binding
Source: RefSeq, a predicted model, not a curated record
AAUCGUAGCUCACAUCACUAGUGCACACUCAUCAGAUUAUCGCAGUUGUUACGUGAAAAAGUUGUCAAAGGCUGAUUUUGUUUUAGUUUAAAAAGUGCUCAAUAAUUAUUUUUCACUGCAUUCAAGUGCGUUAAACGAAGUGUACAAAUGUAUUAUUAAAACAGCUUAACAAUUGCAAUUUAUUGUAAAUCGUGACACGGAUUACAACAGGGUAACCACAGGAGAUCAAGAGGAGCCGGCUGCAAAUAUGGAGCAUAUACUGCAAUCGUAUCCAGAGGAUGCACGCCGUAUUGGCGAAGAAUAUUUAUCUAGUCUAACGGAUUUAAAUUGCAAUAGCAAGCCACUCAUCAAUAUGCUCACCAUGCUCGCCGAGGAAAAUAUUAACUAUGCCCAUGUCAUUGUGCGCGUGGUGGAAUAUCACAUCAGCCAGGUGCCGCCCGAAUUCAAAUUACCCAUACUAUAUUUAAUUGAUUCGAUAAUUAAGAAUGUGAAAAGCAGCUACGUGCAGCUGUUUGGGCAAUGCAUAGUCAAUAUAUUUCUCAACGCCUUUGAAUCGGUACAACAUUCGCCAUCCCAGGUGCUGGAGAAAGUGCGUGAACGCAUGUAUUUGUUGCGGCAAACGUGGAAUGAUGUGUUUCCUGCAUCUAAGAUGUAUGCCCUGGAUGUUAAGGUCAAGCGUUUGGAUAACAAUUGGCCCAUUACGGCGAAACCAAGCCAACCUAAUAAAAUACACGUUAAUCCCGCCAUACAUGUCAAUCCUGAUUUUCUCAAAACUGGCAUGGUGUCUAUGCCUGUAAACUCGGCUCUGCCUAGCGACAUGGAGGAAAUAUUGCAGGCGAAAACACGGGAGCUGCUGGAGCUGAAGAAGCGCAAGCUGGAACUUGAAUUGGAGCAGACCAAAAUGCAUUUAAAGGAGCAGGAGCGCCAACUAAGUCAAGCAGCUGAUGCAAUAGCUGUAACGCCCAUGACAGCUGGCAUGCCUGCUCCACCAGCUAUGCUACGGCCACCAGGCAUGGAGACUAGCGUGCCUCCGCCUAACUAUCCUAGCGGAAUGCGACUUGUGCGUCCAGUUGCGCCUAUUGCUCCAGUAGUUGGCCAACCUCCGUUUGUCAACAAGCCAAAGGUGCAUCCAAUCAAUCCAGCUAUGCUCAAUUCUGUGCGUCAGCGUGAUCCUCGACUGGCCCGUCAGAUGCAGCCGCAACAGUCAGCCCCAAUGGCAGCGCCCAUGCGUGCACUAGAUCCACGUCUGGACAGUCACAAAGGCGGCAACUCUUCGUCCUCCUCUUCAGUGCAUAAAUCUAGUCGUUCACGUAGCAAAUCUCCGUUGCGCAACUCAGGCGGCAGUAGCAGCAAUCGUUCCUCCAAACCCAGCAACAGCAGCAGCAGCAGCAGCAACAAUCACCACAGCUCCAGCAGCAGUCGCAAACGCAGCGAGUCAAAGAGCUCAACGGCAUCAAGCUCGUCCUCUGGCUCAGAGUUUAGACACAAGAAUAGUAGUAGCUCGCCUGUCAAACGCUCGUCUAGCUCACGUGACAAGCAUUCAUCGAGCAAAGAGUAUUCCCAUAAUGGCAGCUCACCAUCAAGCCACAGCAAACGCAAGAGCAGCUCGCCUGCAAGCUCGCCAACCAAAUCGAAGCGCAAUGCCUCACACAAAUCCAUGAGUCGCUCGAAAUCAAGUGGCGCGAGGAGCACGCGUUCACGCAGUCGCUCACCAAUAUACAGGGAUGUGGACAUGCGCAGCGUGGAGCGCAGCAAAUCGCCAGAGCCAACAACGAAGGCAACAGCAGCGAUAUCAUCAGUGGUUGUUCCAGCUUUACCAGCAGCAGCAGCGACAGCAACAGCAGCUCCAGCAAAUGAUUUAGAGAAACGGCCACGUUCACCGCAUUUAGAUGCAUCUAGCAAGGACGUCGAUUUGCGGCCCUUUGCCAAAUUGGCCAGCAUGGCGGCUGCCGUAAGGCCAGCAACGCCGCCGGCCCCUUCCAUAUCACUCGGCACGGCUAGAACAAUUGCAGCAACGAUUGCAGACAGCGGCAACAACAGCAACGAGAACAGCAACAACACCAGCAGCACAACAAAAAUUGCUAGCAGCGCCUCCAACGCAACGAGCAACACUUCUUCCUCCAAAUUGCCCACAAAAGUGUCGUUCAAAAUACAAAAACCGUUUAAUAAAUUAGAAAAAUCUACAGCGCAUUUAUCAACAGCAACACUGCUGACAGCAGCAGCACCACCAUCAACAGCAAUCGCUGCAGCAGCAGCAGCAACUACAGCCAUGAUCCCGGCCAGCAUUAGGCAAUCGUCUCCGGCGCCGGGUUCAGCGGAACUUCUGACGCACUCAGCUGGCGAGAAGCGCUCGGCUACCCAGAUGCCGGCAAAUGCGGACACGGAUGAGGAUGAGGAUAAGCUGCAGCAGCCGCAGCAGAAGCGCAGUAAAUCCGCCAAACUGGAUGCCCUCUUUGGCAGCGAAGAUGUGGACUUGCGUCGAGAGCUGGCUCCAAGUAUUCUUGCGCCGGGCAACGUGAUUGUUGUCGAGGAUGAUUCCAUGGACAACUGGGAGGCCAACAAGCAAAUUAACAAGUCGCCUUUGUCGCCCGCGAAGAAACCGACAUUAGAUGAGUUGCGUGCCAAAUUGGCCAAGACCGCGCGUCACAGCAAUAAGCAGCAGGCUAAGCCGGACAAAUCAAAAGAUUAUCCCGUGACUCAACGUCUCAAGCAGCUGUCGUCAGAGCUGAAAAUGAGCGAUGACUCACAGGAGGCGCACGACGAAAAGAUGCGUACGAUACUAAGUCAGGCACAGGAAAUGUUCGAGAAUAAUGCCAUAAAUCCGGAGCAAUACAAGGAGCUAGUUAGCAAGGUUGUGGUUUUGAAUGAGACUGGCAGGAAGGACCGGCGACGCGAAGCGGCUGUCGAUGAUGAGGACCUGGAGCGAAACGCAGCGCGAGAUGCUGUGUUGCGAAAGCGCAUACCCAAACUGAAGGGCAAUGAGAAUCACGCGUCCAGUUCGCCGCGUAGCGAUGGCGAGCCGCAGCAGCAGCAGCAACUGUUGCCGAUUGUCGACAAGCCACAGCAACAGCAGCAGCAGCAGCCGCCGCCUGCUAAGCAGCUGAAGAACAAGCGCGAUGGCAAGCGACGCAAGCCCAGCAAAUGGGGCGAGCAGGUGGAUCCAGCUGCAGCACAGCGAGCCGCCUGGCAAUUAGCUCAAAACAACAACAAUAACAACAAUGUAAAACGAAAUGCGGUGGCAGGCGGUGGAAAUGUUGGUUUUCGUGGCAUGCCUUGGCAGCAUCCGCCGUUAGUUAUGGCACAAGCCGUCGUGCCACCACCACCGCAACCACCCGCCAUGCUAACACUGCCGCCAGUCCCAACGGUUAACAUAACCAAAGCCAUUAAUUCACUGGACAAUCCCAUGGCAGAUAUGGUGCGCAGCAUUACGAUCGAUGGCGGAACUAAGGAGAUACGUUUCUAUAAUCAGGUGGCAAUCAUAUUUAUGGAUGGCGAUGAGCCGCAUGAGAUCGGCUUCCAGAACGGACAGCGUGCCAUCUACAUUGAUCACAACGAGCAGCCGCUGGCGCUCAGCUUCAAUGAUGACUACAAACCCUUUCAGUUGGAUGGGCAGCUGCAUCGCAUUCGUUUCGGACACCCCUCUCGGGAGCUGUACAUCGAUGAUCAUUGGUAUGAGAUCUACUUUGGUGGACCACCCGUUUCGCUGCCCAUCGGCAAUAAGUUGCAUGUGCUGAAGGCGGAGGGACCGCCGCCAAAUGUGGACAUCGGUCGUGUGCGUCGAGAUUUAGUUGUGGGCAAAAUCAACAUGAUUGUCGAUGCACACACAAUUGUGCCGCUGUUCCUCGAUGGCCGCCAGCAGACGUUCCAUUUGGGCGCCGAGCAGCACUCGCUCCAAUUCGUGGAUAGUUUCCUUUAUGCAUUGCUAGAUGGACAGCUGCAGAAGCUGGAAUAUGGGGGACUGCCUAAGAGCAUGAAAUUGAAUGGAGGACGCAAUUGCUUCAUACGCUUUGGCACGCUGCCCAAGGGCGUGCAGGCGGGCAAGACCCACGUUCAAGAUAUGGUAUACAUUAAGACUGAGGCUCCAGCGGAACCACCACAACCGCCACCACUGCCAGUGGCUGGGUUGCCAACUGUACCAGCCGCCGCAGUAGCAACGCCCGAGCAGCCAGCAGCUGUUGCAGCUGUCGGCGUGCCAACAAAUACUGCUCCUGUUGUUCCUUUGCCUGAGGCAGCAGCAGCUGCUCUAAGCAAUCUCAACAUUGACGAGCUCUUCCAGAAGCUCGUCUCUUCGGGCAUAAUUGCGGGCACCACCAGCAACAGCAGCACAGUUAACGUACCUGCUUUGGAUACGAAUUCCAACUCUAGCAAAGAGGCGACAGCAACAACUGUUGCACCAGCAGCAACUGUGGCGCCUGUUGUAGCUGCAACACCUGCAGCAGCUGUGCCUGCAGUCGCACCUCUCGAGCCCAUCAAGCGCAUUGAUCUGACGAAGCCCGAGACAAUUAAGACACGUCAGGCGGCUGUGAUAGCCACCCUGUAUUUGGGCAUGCAGUGCAGCAGCUGUGGCGUGCGCUUCCCACCGGAGCAAACCAUCAAGUAUAGUCAGCAUUUGGAUUGGCAUUUCCGUCAGAAUCGAAGGGAGCGCGAUUCGACACGCAAGCCAACGUCGAGGCGUUGGUACUAUGAUCUCAAUGAUUGGAAGCAAUACGAGGAAAUUGAAGAUGUGGAAGAAAGAGAAAGGAAUUUCCUCGAAUCUCAGGGCCAACAAUUGGGACCUGAUGCCAUCGAUGAGGUGUCCCAGCAACGUUCGCUAAAUUCACCUGUUCCCAGCUGUGCAGCCGGUCCGACAGAUGUGGAUCGCGGCUGUGAUAUGUGCCACGAGAAAUUCGAGCAGUUCUACAACGAAGAGCUGGAGGAAUGGCAUCUACGCUCAGCCAUACGCGUAGACGACAAGAUCUAUCAUCCACUAUGCUACGAGGACUACAAAGCUUCGCUCAAUCCACCUCCAGUUGUUGAUAACGACACGACAGCAAAUGAAGAUGUGGAUAUGCUAAAUGCUAGCGAUGACAACGCCAUGGAUACGCUGAUCAAGCUGGAAGAUGAAUCGGAUGAUGUCAAGAAGACAUCCAGCACGGUGCUGGCCGACGAUGAUGAUGAUGAUGAUGUCAUUGUGCUGCCCAAUGAGGAGCCGAGUGUUACAGAGAUUGUCGAUGACGACGAUGAUGAAUAUGUGCCCGUCGCUACGACAACCGAACCAGAGACAGAGCUGUCCAAGGAGAAGCCAACAAGCAGCGAACAGGAAGAUAAACAACAGCAGCAAUCGAAUGAGCAGCAGCUUCAUAACGAGCAUCAUCAAAAAGUGUCAGAGAACGCCAAUGAAUCAGAUGUGGAAAUACAGGAGCCAAACAUUCCCUUUACCGAUCUGGACAACUAUGUGGAAAAGGAGCCAGUGCCGAUGCUCAAUGUGAAAAUCAAAGAAGAGCCGAAGGAUGACGACGAAGAGGAUGAUGAUGGCUUUGAGGAUGUGGGCACAGUAGUACAAUUGCUUCCGCUGCCAGAAGAUGAGAUAUCCAUAUUAAGUAGCGAAACAUUAACCCAUACCAUCGAUUCGACUGCAUCGCCAGCUACGCUGGAGCGUCCAGCCUCGGUGACAUCUCUCUCAUUGCCAGCCAAUGACGAUGAGCUGGAACUGGAGCCAGUUGCUGCAGCAGCCAGCAGCGAGGCCGAUUUUAAUGGUGAGAAUCCGCAGGAGACGCAUAAUUUAAGUGCAGCGGGGCCGGCACCGGCGUUACCUUUGGCUAGCAUAGUUAAUAAAAUAAAAAUAAAUAUCACUAAGAAUACAAGUAGUAAUAGUCAUAAUAGUGCCUCAACAACAACAACAACGGACUCUCAAGUGUCGGCUAUAAGCGUCAUUGGCGCCACUGGAAAUGCCGAUCAGCAACAACAACAGCAGCAGCAGCAGCAACAGCAAAAUUCCAUUCAAACAAUUUCCACUAUUCCUGUGCUGUGUGGAGGCAACACGUUUGUUCCGAAGAUUGCCACCAGCAGCAGCAGCAACAGCAGCACAAAUGCGCCGCCUGCCAACAUAAGUAGCAUUUCCGUAAUUGGAAGCAGCUACGGCAGCAGCAGCAGCAGCAACAGCAACAACAACAGCAGCAACAGUUCGCGUGUGCCUGCAGCAGCAGCAACAACAGCAGCGGCGGCAUCAGCAGCAUCCCAGCCAGCAACUGUCAGCGGUUUGGGAACGGCAAUUCAAAGGUCGAAUACCCCACCACCAUCCGCUGCAGUCGAAGCUGAGCCGGAGCCUGUGAUCGAACUGAAGCCGGCGCUGCGACAGGUGACGCUGAAGAAAACGAAGAAAGUUCAAAAUGGCAUCGAAACUUCGGGCCUGUGCUCGAUCAUGUAGAAAGGAAGAGAGAGUGAUAGGGCACAUGCAUAUUAUUCCUAAUCUCACUUCAUGUGUGUUUUUCUAUAUAAUUAGCAAUCUUACAAUUUUAAUUUAGAACGUUACUUAGUUUUAGGCAAUUUACAGAGGCGCCAAUAUAGGCGCAUCUUUUUGCGGUUCUCUAUAGGCAUCCCCAACACGUACGAAACCCCUUCCCACUUACAUCAACCUAUACAGAGCGCGCAACACUUAAUUUAUUUUUACAAGGAUACAUAAAUGCAAAAUAAAAAGAAAAUUUUUACACACAACUUUAAGAGAACGUAUACAUAAUUUGUGAUAAUUUUUAAACACUCGGGUCAAAAUAUUUAUUCAGUUAUACAAAUCAGAGCUUGGUCCCUCAUUAUUAUUCAUGUAAUGUGCGUUUGCUGAAUUUGAAACAAUAAAUGAAUACUGAAUUCAA